AUGAAAACAAGUAAUAAAAGUAAAAAAAAAAAUUUUAGGCUCCUUAAAGUUUUAGAUGAUGAAACAGUAUUAUAUAAUGAUAUCAAAGCAGUAGAAAAAAAAUUACAGGAAUGGGAAAAACCUGUCAAUAUUCAAUUACUUAAACAGUCGAGACCGAAUACAUAUAAAAUUCAAAACAGAAAUAAAAAUCCCUCGAAUGAAUUUCAAAAUUUUUUAUUACAUAAUGGAGGUCAUACAGGUGGAUGGUUGGAACAUGAUCAUUUAUUAUUUUUAAGAGAAAGAAAAAAGUACAAGGAUAAGGAAAAAUUUUUAGAUUCAUUGCAACAUAUUUUGCCAGAUUUAAGUUAUGAUGACCUUGUAAGACAUGAAAAUUGGUAUGUUAAAUAUGAAACCCUUAAAAACUCAUUAAAAGAUGCAAUUCAAAAAUGGAAAGAAGAAAAAGUAGCUAAAGAAAACAACAAUGGUAAUCUUGAAAGGAAAAAUAAUGAGGAAAACGAUAAAAAAAAAUCAAAUAAAGUUUUGGCAAAUCAGUUAAAAAUAGCAGAAAGAAUCAAAGAAUGGAAGUUUCUCGAAAGAAAAAAAAAUAAUCAACUGCGAGCAGAAUUAAAAAGUAAAAGUAAAAUGGAAAAAUUAAACCUUAACAAACCUUCUUUUGACUUUUUACUUCCAAGAGAUCCUGAUAGAGUAUUUAAGCCAACUGCUAUAUGGACUCUACAUUGUUUGCCUGAAGAAAAAAAAGAAAAACCAAAUCAAUUGAUUGACUUGAAUAAAAUACCUCAUUUAAUGAUUCCUGAAUGGAGAAGAGAAUUAAAAUGA
Pediculus humanus corporis (human body louse) is the source of this 816-nucleotide messenger RNA. RefSeq lists its product as uncharacterized. The coding region runs from base 1 to 816 and encodes 271 amino acids. The record is from RefSeq and is a predicted model, not a curated record. NCBI's taxonomy places the organism in Eukaryota, Metazoa, Arthropoda, Insecta, Psocodea, Pediculidae. The transcript has 4 exons.